This is a messenger RNA of Hibiscus syriacus, 728 nucleotides long. Its product is annotated as 21 kDa protein-like. Gene Ontology annotation, biological process: negative regulation of catalytic activity. The transcript is spliced from 3 exons. The record is from RefSeq and is a predicted model, not a curated record. Bases 63 to 680 code for a protein of 205 amino acids. NCBI's taxonomy places the organism in Eukaryota, Viridiplantae, Streptophyta, Magnoliopsida, Malvales, Malvaceae. Gene Ontology annotation, molecular function: enzyme inhibitor activity.
AACUCACCAAAAACAAAUUCGUGUUCUUUUUAAGUUUCCCAUCAAUCCCCAUUAAAAGAAAAAUGGUGGUUUCAUCUUCAUCUUCACGCCAUGGACUGGCAAUCCUUUCCAUCAUCGUCAUCCUCCAAUUCACGACCUCCAUAGCCAAAAGCUUCAACAACACACCAUAUCACCACACAACAAACACCGAGUACAUCAGAUAUUCGUGCAUGGCCACGACGUACCCCAGGUUAUGCUACCGUUCCCUUUCGAUCUACGCCUCCAAAAUCAACACCAGCCCCAGAUUGUUGGCCCAAUCGGCGCUCAUAAUCACCUUCAAAGCCAGCAAAUCGUCGUCCAGGCUGAUGAGGAAACUCGCCAGAACCCACGGUUUGAAACCCCGGGUCGCGGCGGCCAUGGCGGAUUGCAUCGAGUUGAUCGGCGACUCGCUGGACGAGUUGCAGCAAUCGAUCGGCGAACUCGUCCUGUUGAAACGCUCGAAUUUCGAACUCAUAAUGAGCGAUGUUCAGACCUGGGUUAGUGCCGCGUUGACGGAUGAAGACACGUGUAUGGAUGGAUUUGCGGGGAGAGCCAUGAAUGGGUACGUGAAGACGAUUGUGAGGAAACGGGUCGUCAAAAUUGCUCAUUUGACGAGUAAUGCAUUGGCUCUCGUCAAUAACUAUUCUUCUUCAGUGUCUUAGAUCCCUUUGAUUUUCUCGAGAAAAUUUUGAAGAUAAAGAAAAGAAGAC